GUUGCCUCCCUUGAUCAAUCAAUAUCAGAAGCAGGUCAUCACAACUUCACAUGUCAGUCAUUUUCAAGCCAAGUCCAUAGGAAUCCGCUUGUUGCUUACCUCCAUGUUGAUUUAAGCUGAUAAUGUUCAACACUGCCUACGUCCUAGUUUCACCACAAACACAUACACCUGUUAUUUCAUCGUCAAUACCCUGAUGGAGCUCGAGGCUCCUAAAUCAUCGUCGGCGACCCGUGACUUCAAUCUACUGUCACCUUUAAAUAUAUGCACCGCCAUGUGCGAUUCAAAUCGAGGUAUUGGACUCGGCGAGGGAUUUCCAUGGCCCAGUUUAAAGGGAGAUUAUGAAUACUACACAGACCUUACACAGCGUAUUUCUGCCCCAAAUAAGAAGGUGGUGCAAAUCAAGGGACGAAGAACAUGGAUGUUGACAAGAGAGAAGGAGAAGGAUGCAGCGUCUGUCAUCAACGUCAUCAUCAGCUCCACUCUAAGGGAGGAUUCGCAUAGGAGUCUUCACAAGGUUGUGUCGUCAUUUGAUGAAGCGGUAGAUUAUGCCCUCUCCGGCCCCCGUCGGGAUGAGAUCGAGGCAGUCUGGGUGAUGGGAGGGACCAGAGUAUAUGAGAAUGCCAUUAACCACCCCUUGUGUAAGAGGCUAUACUUGACGAGAGUCUUUGGCAACUUUGACGCAGAUGUCUUUUUUCCCGAGUUUGAGACCAAGUUCCAGAAAAUCAGUGACCUGAAUGUCGAUGGUGAACCAAGGGAGGACAAUGGUGUCAGAUACCAGUUCGAAGUGUAUGAGCGUCUGUGAGAUAUCGUAUAGUACCACUUGCAGAUGUAGACCCAGGAUUGGAAGCAGCUUCCCUGAUGGUGGAUCCACGUACAAGAGCCAACAUGACUGAAUGCAAAGCCGUGCCGAUUCGCAGGUGUAUGUGUGAAUCUCCAGGAUUUAUGGCAAGAAUUACGCAUAUUACUGACAUUAUACAUACCUAUUGAAAUAGAGGUCGACUUGAUAACAUUGAUUUCACGUUACUGCCUGAGUGUGUACUGCUUGUUUUGAUACAACUGUUGUCAUUAAAUGUUUCUCAAUGGUGUUAUAUUAAUUGUAAACAGUUGAUUGUGGGGAUCUCCAAAUACCUGUAUAGGUUCAAUGUGUAAUUAUAUCCAAACUGUAUAUUUUACCUGAAUUAAAUACAUAUUAACACGAAGUUCCUUGGUCUUACUGUUUCACUGUAUGUCAUCCAAUGUUUCUCAAUGGUGUUAUAUUAAUUGUAAACAGUUGAUUGUGGGGAUCUCCAAAUACCUGUAUAGGUUCAAUGUGUAAUUAUAUCCAAACUGUAUAUUUUACCUGAAUUAAAUACAUAUUAACAUGAAGUUCCUAGGUCUUACUGUUUCACUGUCUGUCAUCCAAUGUUUCUCAAUGGUGUUAUAUUAAUUGUAAACAGUUGAUUGUGGGCAUCUCCAAAUACCUGUAUAGGUUCAAUGUGUAAUUAUAUCCAAACUGUAUAUUUUACCUGAAUUAAAUGCAUAUUAAGAUGAA
This is a messenger RNA of Haliotis rubra (blacklip abalone), 1531 nucleotides long. RefSeq names its product dihydrofolate reductase-like. The transcript has 6 exons. The record is from RefSeq and is a predicted model, not a curated record. Gene Ontology annotation, molecular function: dihydrofolate reductase activity; NADP binding. Lineage: Eukaryota; Metazoa; Mollusca; Gastropoda; Lepetellida; Haliotidae. Bases 194 to 802 code for a protein of 202 amino acids. Gene Ontology annotation, cellular component: mitochondrion. Gene Ontology annotation, biological process: folic acid metabolic process; tetrahydrofolate biosynthetic process; glycine biosynthetic process.